ACACCGUGACGGUCGACAACAAACACAGCAGGAGGUGUGACGACAACCUCCUCCGUGACCGGCGCCGAAGGAUGACAGGUAGAGAGCCGGAAGCAAGAAAUGGUCGGACUGUAAGUAUGAGUAUUAUCAUAGAUGCAGAUUACCUGCGUGGUGCUCGCAUGCGUUGCAUGUUGGGGAGGCGCCAUGUCUCGGGAGCUGCGGCGGUGUUUGGGACACCGAGAUUCUGCUCAUGAUACCCGACCUAGCUAAGAUUUGACAUCGAGCUCAAUAGUAGUGAUGUUCGUCAUCGAGCUGGCGCUUCCCUGGCCCCGAAGUCUCUUUACGUCUUUCGUGGGCCAUGGUGACCAGUGAGUGGGAUUAAGCGUAGAGCUGCUGUUAGUUUCGCCUUUCUGCUAUGGAUGUUUUCAAUCGCAGUAGGUAGAUAAUUAAAGCAAAGCAAAGCAGAUGGGUCGCCUGCUGGUCAACGACUGGUCAACAGGUCACAGCAUGCAAGAAUGCUUACCUACUUUAUUUUUUGAUGAAGCAGCGUUUUGGUCGUGGCGGGCAAAACGGAAGAGCGGGAAUUGAACGUGGUGCAGCGCCGCCCCUCGUCACAGGCAGAGUGGGGGCACCUUGUUUUGGGACGGUGGGGAGCUGCAGGCCUGCCACCCGGGCUGCACCCUGCCCUCUCCGUCCUUCCGUUUAGCGACCGCAAGCCACACAGCCGUCACUGUGGACCCACCGAUCAAUGAUGCCCUUCACUCUCUGAAGAGGUAGGUUGACGGAUCCAAGGCCCAUGGGCCCUGGGGCCCCAAAGGGAAACCACAAGCUUCAGGUCCACAAAAGCCCACCGACGCUUUCUAUCUCACGAUAGUAUAAAGCAAAUGGUCUUUCCUCGUUGUGCCAAACCGUCCCUCCCCAUCUUCCCCAUAGCAUCCAGCAAUCCAUCGACAUCAUCUGCAGAUCCUCUCUCCACAACAUAAAGUCUCCGACACUUCAACUUCAACCCUUUAAACUUGACAUCACCUCGCCGUAUCAUCCAACUUUUUAUUUCCACCUUUGAUCUAAACCUUGUUGAUCUUUGCAUCCCCGCUGCCCUGAUCACUCUUCCCUCUCCACUCACUCGUACUACUUUUUCACCACAUACAUACACAUAUCCGUAAACAUGGAGAGAAAUACCCCCAAGAAGGCUGUCCACUUUGGCGCCGGAAACAUUGGCCGUGGCUUUGUUGCUUGCUUCCUCCACGAAUCGGGGUAUGAAGUCAUCUUUGCCGAGGUCAACGAUGCCACCGUCAGCAAGCUCAACACCCACAAGAGCUACAAGGUGAUCGAGGUUGGCGCUGAGGGCACCACCGAGAAGACCAUCACCAACUACCGGGCCAUCAACUCGAGGUCAAAUGAGGCGGCUUUGGUCGAGGAGAUCGCGACGGCCGACGUUGUCACCUGCUCCGUCGGCCCUAACAUCCUCAAGUUCCUCGCCCCAGUAAUUGCCAAGGGUCUCGCCGCCCGCUCAACGGAUCUGACUCCCGCCGCUGUCAUUGCCUGCGAGAACGCCAUCGGCGCCACCGACACUCUUGCCGAGUUCAUCAAGUCUCCCGAGAACACCAACCCCGCUCUCCUCGAGGAUUACGACAAGCGUGCGACCUUUGCCAACUCGGCCAUUGACCGCAUCGUCCCGGCCCAAGACCCCGAUGCCGGCCUCGAUGUGAAGCUUGAGAAGUUCUAUGAGUGGGUUGUCGAGAAGACCCCGUUCAAGGAAUGGGCCGUCCCAGACAUUAAGGGCAUCAAGUGGGUCGACAACCUCCAGCCCUUCAUUGAGCGCAAGCUGUACACUGUCAAUACUGGCCACGCCACUGCUGCCUACUACGGCUACACUCGCCGCAAGAGCACCGUGUACGACGCCCUACAAGACAAGGACAUCCGGGACGAGGUCAAGAACGCUCUUAAGGAGACGGCUGACCUCAUCACCGAGAAGCACGGCAUCGACGAGGAGGAGCAGAAGCAGUACGUCGACAAGAUUGUUAGGCGCAUCAGCAACCCCCACUUGGAGGAUGCGGUUGAGCGUGUGGGUCGUGCCCCGCUCCGGAAGCUGAGCCGAAAAGAGCGGUUCAUCGGCCCCGCUGCCGAGCUCGCGGAAAACGGCAAGGAUUGCUCAGCCCUACUUGAUGCUGCUGAGAUGGCAUUCCGCUUCCAGAACGUCGAGGGCGACGACGAGUCGUUUGAGCUUGCCAAAAUCAUGGAGGAGAAGAAGCCUGAAGAGGUUGUCCAGGAAGUUUGCGGUUUGCAGCCAAGUGAAAAGCUCUACCCUCAGGUGGUCGACAUUGUCAAGCGUGUCCAGGCCGAUUCGAAUGAGGAGUAAGGUCGUGCUGUGUUGAAUUUCGGUUCGUUCUUUGUCAUUUGACGGCGUUGAUGGUCAAGGCUCCUUGAUGGGAUAAAGCAAAGGGUUCAUUUAGCGUCGGAAAGGGAACAUCGCGGAGUCGAUCCCGGGACACAUGGACACGGCGUUUGGUAUUUUUUCUGGCAUUGGUUGAUGAUGAUACGUGUUAUAACAAAGUAUGCUUCUUAGAGCGGGUUGGUGUUUUAAUUGGGAGUUUCGGUUACUAGACAAGUAAGAGCUAGCAUAUCUUGGAGAAAUGUCGAAGACUUAGUUUUGUACUUGACUUGCUGUUUGUUCACUUGCUGUCUUGCGUCUUCGCGUUCUGUG
Podospora pseudopauciseta is the source of this 2683-nucleotide messenger RNA. RefSeq lists its product as uncharacterized. Gene Ontology annotation, cellular component: cytosol. Gene Ontology annotation, biological process: mannitol catabolic process. The transcript has 3 exons. NCBI's taxonomy places the organism in Eukaryota, Fungi, Ascomycota, Sordariomycetes, Sordariales, Podosporaceae. The record is from RefSeq and is a predicted model, not a curated record. Bases 1145 to 2338 code for a protein of 397 amino acids. Gene Ontology annotation, molecular function: mannitol-1-phosphate 5-dehydrogenase activity.